UCAACAACCACUCACCUUCUUCCCCAUAAACCAUCCCAUCCAUGCUCUCUCUCUCUCUCUGCAUCUCUCUCUGUUUUUGAUUUUUUUAUUUUGAUUUUGAUUUUGAUUUCGAUUUUGUACAAUCCAUCCUCUGCUUUGAUUGAUGAUUCAGUGAGGAAGGAGGAGCGAUGAAGUUGAAUAUGAAUUGCUUGUUGAUUUUCGCGCUGGUGGCGCAAUCGGCGGCGGAUGUAGCGGGGGAUUUUCCGACGAUGUUGUUUGAUGAUGGAUACACGCAUCUGUUUGGUGGUGAUAAUUUGAUGGUGUUUCAGGACGGAAAAAUAGCACACAUCACGCUCGAUGAAAGGACUGGUUCUGGAUUCGUUUCUCAUGAUAUUUACCGGUAUGGAUAUUUUAGUGCAUCGAUUAAGCUUCCUGCGGAUUACACGGCGGGCGUUGUCGUUGCGUUUUAUAUGUCUAAUGGAGACAUGUACGAGAAGAAUCACGACGAAAUAGACUUUGAGUUCUUAGGAAACAUAAGGGGAAAGGAGUGGAGAAUACAGACCAACAUAUACGGCAAUGGAAGCACCAGCAGAGGCAGAGAAGAACGAUACGACCUUGGCUUUGAUCCAUCCGAUGAAUUCCAUCAAUAUGCAAUCCUUUGGACCGAUAGUCUCAUUGUAUUUUACAUCGACGACAUUCCUAUACGAGAGAUUAAAAGGACUGAAGAAAUGGGAGGAGACUUCCCAUCAAAGCCAAUGUCGCUCUACGCGACAAUAUGGGAUGGCUCCGGUUGGGCGACGAACGGAGGCAAAUACAAGGUCAACUACAAGUACGCGCCUUAUAUAGCCGAGUUUUCCAAUUUUAUUCUUCACGGCUGCGCCGUCGACCCCAUUGAAGGCGCGGAGUGCGAAGACGCGCCGCGAUUUGCGUCGAUGUCUUCGAACAUUACGAGCGAUCGGAGGGCGGAUAUGGCGAGGUUCAGGACUAGCUACAUGAAAUACUCGUAUUGCUACGACCGGGCACGGUACAAAUCUCCGCAAUCCGAGUGUGUGAUCGUUCCGACCGAAGCAGCACGGCUCAUGCGCGCCGAUCCGGUGAGGUUUGGAGGGGCUCCGCGGCGCCACCGUGGAAGGAGACGCCGCCGGAGCCGGCCGGAAAAUGAUUGGUCGGCGUCCAUAUAAUGGUCACAAAAAGGUAAUGUAGCCAUUUCCCCCUUUUGGCUGUGCAUAGAGAUGAAGAAAGUAACUAUAAUGCAUGUUUUGAAUUUUGACUGCAUUUUUAUUGUUUUAUGAUCAUCAUAAUAUAAAAUAUUAUAUAUAUAUAUAUAAUAUAAGUUUUUUUUGGC
This is a messenger RNA of Andrographis paniculata, 1324 nucleotides long. RefSeq names its product probable xyloglucan endotransglucosylase/hydrolase protein 27. NCBI's taxonomy places the organism in Eukaryota, Viridiplantae, Streptophyta, Magnoliopsida, Lamiales, Acanthaceae. Gene Ontology annotation, cellular component: apoplast; cell wall. Bases 168 to 1160 code for a protein of 330 amino acids. The record is from RefSeq and is a predicted model, not a curated record. Gene Ontology annotation, molecular function: hydrolase activity, hydrolyzing O-glycosyl compounds; xyloglucan:xyloglucosyl transferase activity. The transcript has 4 exons. Gene Ontology annotation, biological process: cell wall biogenesis; xyloglucan metabolic process.